This is a messenger RNA of Cuscuta campestris, 606 nucleotides long. Lineage: Eukaryota; Viridiplantae; Streptophyta; Magnoliopsida; Solanales; Convolvulaceae. The record is from the annotation of a GenBank genome assembly.
AGCCGAUAGCUCCCAUUUCAUUCCAAAUUCCGCAUUCCAAUUGCCAUCCUUCGAUCUGUACGCGCUCAACACAUGGGAGGAGGAGGAGACCACGGACACCACCACGCCGAUGCGGCCGGUGACUUCCGGUCCAAGGUCUGGACCAUGACCGGCGGACCUAACUGCAGGCCCGUGCAUUGGAAGCGCAAUACCGCCAUCGCCAUGGCUGGAAUCGUCCUCGUCUGCAUUCCGAUUGCCAUGAAAUCCGCACAGCUCGAGCAAAGGCCACACCUUCCAGUCAGGCCCAUUCCCUCCCAGCUCUGGUGCAAGAACUUUGGGACGAAAGAGUACUAACCCAGCACUUCUCUGGGAAGAUCACAAUGCUAUGCAUGUGUAAUUGAGUACUGAAAUUGUGUAUUUCUUUAAUAGUGUGUGCUGGUGGUUCAAGAUGACUACUAUUUUGGACUGAACAAUAAAAUACUACUUUCCUCUGUAAGAAUGCAACUACAUGUUAUGGGGGUUUCUUGGCUUUUCUAGCUCUUUUUUUCCGUCCAUUUGAAUAGAUAAAUCUUAUCAGGUUAAUACUCCGUAUCUGAUAUGUGGACAUAUGCAGCUUGUCUUUGGCCU